AUGCCAUCUCGGAUCUCUUUGCCUCCAUCAUCAGAUCUCUUCGUCGGAAAUUUGGGUUACGAUGUUGAUAGCCAAGCCCUGGUACUGUUGAAAUCGCUGAGUUUAUGUUAUUAUUCUAAGCUCUCACUUGUAUUCAAUUCAAGUAGUAGCAUGUCUGAGAACAUCACUGAGCAAAUGUGUUGGUUGGUCAAUCUGACAAUACAUAGAGCUGCUGGGCCACAGCUGAGAGCAGCGUGCUAUGAGCUCUCUGAAGUUCGUCCUGGAGUCCGUUGUCCAUUAGGUGAAGCAAGAAUCACUCCGGGUUUUAACUUGCCUGCAUCCCGUGCCGUUGGACCUAUCUAUGACUCAGCUGUCAACCCUGAAGAAUCCCUCUCCAAUUCUUACAGAAAUAGUAUGAGAGUGGCUAAGGAAAACAACAUCAAGUACAUUGCAUUUCCUGCCAUAUCUUGUGGGAUUUACGGAUAUCCUUUUGAUGAAGCAGCUCUGAUCGGGAUAUCAACCAUCAAAGAGUUUGCCAAUGACUUUAAAGACUCUGAUUUCUUGAGGGUCAAAACAACCGUGGAAACUAGAAGAGCCAAUGAAAUGCACGGCCUUUUCAGGACGCUUACUGACAACAUGAUUGUGGAUAAGAAGAUUAAAAUUUUAGAUAAAGAAGAAGUUAACAAUAGUCAUAGUGAGUGGAUAUGACAAGUGUGAGAUUGGGCAGUUUGCUGCUACGGUAAAGAAGUGGAGGCCGGCAGAGCCGUACAAGGCUAAUGGAGUGUCCUAUUCUGAUGAGAUUGUUCAUAGGAAGAAAGGAAAAAGAUAGGAAAAAGAACUGAUCUUUGAUAUUGUUAGCUACUUAUCUAUAUCUAUGUCUCUUUAUCUUAAUGCUGAUUCGGUGUAUGAAAAAUGUU
Messenger RNA from Brassica oleracea var. oleracea, 896 nucleotides. RefSeq names its product macro domain-containing protein XCC3184-like. The record is from RefSeq and is a predicted model, not a curated record. The transcript has 7 exons. Lineage: Eukaryota; Viridiplantae; Streptophyta; Magnoliopsida; Brassicales; Brassicaceae. Bases 1 to 687 code for a protein of 228 amino acids.